This is a messenger RNA of Colletotrichum fioriniae, 738 nucleotides long. The record is from RefSeq and is a predicted model, not a curated record. NCBI's taxonomy places the organism in Eukaryota, Fungi, Ascomycota, Sordariomycetes, Glomerellales, Glomerellaceae.
AUGUCUGGAAAUCCGAUACCAAACCUACUUUCCCUUCGCGGAGCGAGAGGUGGCCGAGUCGGUCGCGGGCGCGGAAGAGGUCCCGGCGGCGGCCCCUCAUCCUCGGGCCCGACUCACGAUCAGACGAUUCAGGGAACUGACGAUGACGCUGCCGGCUCGCGUUUGAGUGCUGUCAAUGUGGGAUAUCUCGCCGACCCCUACGCACACUUCUUUGUCGAUAACAUCAAUGGUCCCCCUCCGAGGAGACUCCCAAUCAUCAAUCGAGGCACUUAUACAAGGACCGUUGCUCUCGACAACCUCAUUGACAGCUUCUUGGACGAGGCAAACAAUGCGCAACCCGAGACAUCUACAACGAAGCAAGUUGUAUCUUUGUUUGAGCAAAAGGUUCCUAAUCUCGCCAUUGUGGUGUACGAACCAAUCAGGCCUGACGACCCUUUCGGCAAGAUGAUGACUUCCAACCUCGCAGCAAGGAGAAUCCGCAUGCCUACUCUGGAGAAUUAUAAGCUGCCGCAGGAUCAGACGCAGCGUCUGCGCGAUGCAGGCUUCGAGCACGCCAAGGCGCUGACCGUGGAACGGAUUUGGGAAAGCUGGGUGCCAAGUGAGGAAAAGGAGAGAGUGGACCGUUUAGAGGGCCUUGACGAGGUGGAGGAGUGGAAGCUGUUGGCUGACCACUACGUUAUCGCAUGGGGAUGGAGAGGCACCGGAUUUACGAUGGGAAAUGCCGACGGGGAGUUGUGA